CAGCGUUGAGGCCUGUUUCAGUGUGCGCAGAGAGCGCCAGGUUCCCCUUACUUCCUACCAGCCAGCUGUGGGACCCCACACACCGCCAACAUGUAUGAUGGAGAGGAAGAUAUGCAAUAUGACGAAGAAGAUGAUGAGAUUACUCCAGAUUUGUGGCAAGAGGCCUGUUGGAUUGUUAUAAGCUCCUAUUUUGAUGAAAAGGGUUUGGUGCGGCAGCAACUGGAUUCUUUUGAUGAAUUUAUUCAGAUGUCCGUACAGAGGAUUGUAGAAGAUGCACCUCCAAUUGAUUUGCAGGCUGAAGCUCAGCACACAAGUGGUGAAGUGGAAGAGCCACCCAGAUUUUUAUUGAAGUUUGAACAGAUUUAUUUAUCCAAGCCCACUCAUUGGGAAAGAGAUGGCGCACCCUCUCCAAUGAUGCCAAACGAAGCAAGGUUAAGAAAUUUAACAUACUCUGCACCCUUAUAUGUGGACAUCACAAAAACGGUGGUCAAGGAAGGUGAGGAGCAGAUUCAAACACAACAUCAAAAAACAUUUAUUGGAAAAAUUCCGAUUAUGUUGCGUUCUACAUACUGUUUACUAAAUGGCCUAACUGACCGUGAUCUUUGUGAGUUAAAUGAAUGUCCGCUUGAUCCAGGUGGUUACUUCAUCAUUAAUGGAUCAGAAAAGGUUCUAAUUGCCCAAGAGAAGAUGGCUACAAACACAGUAUAUGUGUUUGCAAAGAAGGAUUCAAAAUAUGCGUACACAGCAGAGUGUAGAUCCUGUUUGGAAAAUUCAUCAAGACCAACAAGUUCGAUUUGGGUUAGCAUGUUGGCCAGAGGAGGUCAGGGUGCCAAAAAAAGUGCUAUUGGUCAACGCAUUGUUGCCACCUUGCCUUAUAUCAAACAGGAAGUACCCAUAAUUAUAGUAUUCCGUGCUUUGGGCUUUGUGUCCGAUAGAGACAUAUUAGAACAUAUAAUCUAUGACUUUGAAGAUCCUGAGAUGAUGGAAAUGGUAAAACCUUCACUUGAUGAAGCCUUUGUCAUACAGGAACAGAAUGUAGCCCUAAAUUUCAUUGGUUCAAGAGGUGCUAAACCUGGUGUAACCAAAGAAAAAAGAAUUAAGUAUGCUAAAGAAGUUCUUCAGAAGGAAAUGCUGCCACACGUUGGUGUCAGUGACUUUUGUGAAACAAAAAAAGCAUAUUUUUUAGGGUACAUGGUUCACAGACUUCUCCUUUCAGCUUUGGGAAGAAGAGAACUUGAUGACAGAGAUCACUACGGUAAUAAAAGACUGGAUCUUGCUGGACCAUUGCUUGCGUUUCUCUUCAGAGGAAUGUUUAAAAACUUGCUGAAAGAAGUCCGUAUAUAUGCACAGAAAUUUAUUGACCGGGGAAAAGAUUUCAACCUUGAGUUGGCUAUUAAGACACGAAUAAUUUCAGAUGGCUUGAAGUAUUCUUUAGCUACUGGGAACUGGGGUGACCAAAAGAAAGCCCAUCAAGCAAGAGCUGGUGUAUCACAAGUGUUGAACCGUCUGACUUUUGCAUCUACUCUUUCACAUUUGAGAAGAUUGAAUUCUCCCAUUGGAAGAGAUGGAAAACUUGCCAAGCCUAGACAACUGCACAACACACUAUGGGGUAUGGUUUGUCCAGCUGAGACUCCAGAGGGUCAUGCUGUCGGCCUUGUGAAAAAUCUAGCCCUAAUGGCCUACAUUUCUGUUGGGUCUCAGCCCUCUCCUAUAUUGGAGUUUUUGGAAGAAUGGAGUAUGGAGAAUCUUGAAGAAAUAUCACCUGCAGCCAUAGCAGAUGCCACAAAAAUAUUUGUGAACGGUUGUUGGGUUGGAAUUCACAAAGAUCCCGAACAAUUGAUGAAUACUCUCAGAAAACUGCGUCGUCAGAUGGACAUCAUUGUGUCAGAGGUAUCAAUGAUUCGAGACAUUCGAGAGCGAGAAAUCAGAAUCUAUACGGAUGCUGGUCGAAUUUGCCGGCCGUUGUUAAUUGUGGAAAAACAGAAAUUAUUGUUAAAGAGGAGACAUAUUGAUCAACUAAAAGAAAGAGAAUAUAACAAUUACAGUUGGCAGGACCUGGUAGCUAGUGGUGUUGUGGAAUACAUUGAUACUUUGGAGGAGGAGACCGUCAUGCUUGCGAUGACACCUGAUGACUUGCAAGAGAAGGGCGUAGCAUACUGUUCUACGUACACACACUGUGAAAUCCAUCCAUCCAUGAUCCUAGGAGUCUGUGCUUCAAUUAUUCCAUUCCCCGAUCACAAUCAGUCUCCUAGAAACACUUACCAGUCUGCUAUGGGGAAGCAGGCUAUGGGUGUGUAUAUCACAAACUUUCAUGUUCGGAUGGACACUCUGGCACAUGUGUUGUAUUACCCUCAAAAACCACUGGUCACUACACGAUCUAUGGAGUACCUGAGAUUCAGAGAGCUUCCUGCAGGAAUUAACUCAAUUGUGGCCAUUGCUUCAUAUACGGGAUAUAAUCAGGAGGAUUCUGUGAUCAUGAACCGCUCUGCUGUGGACAGAGGAUUUUUCAGAUCUGUAUUUUACCGUUCGUACAAAGAACAAGAGUCCAAGAAAGGAUUUGAUCAAGAAGAAGUCUUUGAGAAACCUACCCGUGAAACAUGCCAAGGUAUGAGGCAUGCCAUCUAUGAUAAGCUGGAUGAUGACGGUUUGAUAGCACCUGGGGUGCGUGUGUCAGGAGAUGAUGUGAUUAUUGGGAAGACUGUAACAUUGCCUGAAAAUGAAGAUGAGCUAGAUAGUGUUAAUCGGCGUUACACCAAAAGAGAUUGUAGUACUUUUCUGCGUACCAGUGAAACUGGCAUUGUUGAUCAAGUCAUGGUGACACUUAAUCAAGAAGGUUACAAAUUUUGCAAAAUAAGGGUGCGCUCUGUGAGGAUCCCACAGAUAGGAGAUAAGUUUGCCAGUCGACAUGGACAAAAGGGUACCUGUGGUAUUCAGUACAGACAGGAGGACAUGCCUUUUACAUGUGAAGGUAUAACUCCUGAUAUUAUCAUCAAUCCUCAUGCCAUUCCUUCUCGUAUGACCAUUGGGCAUUUAAUUGAAUGUCUCCAAGGGAAGGUUUCGGCAAACAAGGGAGAGAUAGGUGAUGCAACACCUUUUAAUGAUGCAGUCAAUGUGCAAAAGAUUUCUAAUCUGUUAUCAGAUUAUGGCUACCAUCUUAGAGGAAAUGAGGUUUUGUACAAUGGAUUCACAGGACGUAAAAUUACAUCACAGAUUUUCAUAGGGCCAACUUACUAUCAGCGAUUAAAGCACAUGGUGGAUGAUAAAAUCCACUCUCGUGCAAGAGGGCCUCUUCAAAUUUUGAACAGACAACCAAUGGAAGGUAGAUCUCGUGAUGGUGGUCUGCGUUUUGGAGAGAUGGAACGUGAUUGCCAGAUAGCUCAUGGGGCAGCACAGUUCUUACGAGAGAGGUUAUUUGAAGCCUCUGACCCUUAUCAAGUACAUGUUUGCAAUCUCUGUGGACUGAUGGCCAUAGCCAAUACCAGAACGCAUACGUAUGAAUGCAGGGGAUGUCGAAAUAAAACACAGAUCUCGCUGGUGCGAAUGCCGUACGCCUGUAAACUACUUUUCCAAGAAUUGAUGUCAAUGAGCAUUGCUCCACGCAUGAUGUCUUCAUAACAUUACUUUUUUUUUUUUCGUGUUUUUAAAUUUGCUUUAAUAAUUUUUUGAUGUCCAUGUGUCUUCUGUAGAAAAGUAUAAAUAAAACAUUUUUGCCUACA
Molecule: messenger RNA, 3716 nt
Organism: Pelobates fuscus (common spadefoot toad)
Lineage: Eukaryota; Metazoa; Chordata; Amphibia; Anura; Pelobatidae
Gene: POLR2B
Product: RNA polymerase II subunit B
Exons: 25
Coding region: 91-3615 (1174 amino acids)
Biological process (GO): DNA-templated transcription
Cellular component (GO): RNA polymerase II, core complex
Molecular function (GO): ribonucleoside binding; DNA binding
Source: RefSeq, a predicted model, not a curated record